CUUUCGAAGUCGAUCAUAAAUAGGCCGUGUUGAUUAUUUAUACUUUUCUUCACUUUUCUGUAGACAUUUUGCGGCGUAAGUUAAAAAAUACAAUUUUAAAAUUAAGCCAAACAAGCAAUUUCUCCUGUUAAUUAUUUUCCAAAUUUGAAAGGCUUUGGUAUCGCCAUUAAUAUUUCAUCAAUAUUUGAGUUUAUCAUCGUGCUGUAAUAAUUGGCGCAACUCGAGAUGGCAGAGGAAGAAUCCUUUGUAAUUUUGGGCAGCUGCUCCCAACCGAAUUCUUUGAAUUCUAUGAGUGAAUCCAAAAAUACAGAUACUGAGCAGCAAAGUGUAAAGAGUGUUAUUCAAGCCGAAGUAAUGCAACCUAUAUUAAAUGAUGCCAAGUUUAGCUCAAUAAAAACUGCAUUGGCUUCCGCAACUAAAACACUUGACACAUCCACUCACUCUGAGUUGUCAAAAAGUAGUGAAAUAUGGAAGAAAAGUGGUGAGACCACUGCUAAAGCACUUGAAACUUCUAUUUGCUCUGAGCGAUCUUAUAAAAUCUGGGAAAAGAACGGAGAGUCCCUCGUGGAUAAAAGUGGAUUAUCCACUAGCAAGGGUGACCUACAGCAAGAUGAUAUCGAUAUGCAAGAGAAGAAAAAUUCGGAUAUUAUCGCCAAAAGUAGCUUGAAGGUUUCCAUGGAAAAUGAAACUAAUACUAAAGAGGAAGUCACAAAUUCCUUAGCUGUGAGCUAUAUAAUGGGUCAAGUGCCAGUAGAUGCUUUAAAGGCGAGUUUGCACUCACAAUUUCCAAGCGUGUCAUUAGAGGAUUGCGAGGAACUUACGACAGUUAUGAGUGACUAUCUAAAAAUGAAAGAACUAAUUAUACAAGUCAAUAACAAAAUGGGUUCCUGGCUUGAUAUGAAAAAGCAGAUGCAGGCCAAUGAGCUUGAAAAUCGGCAGAAGUUGGAACAAUGCCAGGAGCAAAUUGCUGCGUUGCGAAAUGAGAACUUGGAAUUAAAACGUGAAUUAGAAAGUAAACUCGAACAAGUCCAGGCAUACGAGGCCGUGCGAAAACUAGAACAUGACGAGCUUGUAAAGAAUAUUUCAGAGAAAACUGCAUUAAUCGCCAACAUGCGAACACAAAUUGAAAAAUUAGAAAUGCAGCAACUUUCAUCGUUUGAAGUUAUUUCCAAAUUCGGCAAAAACGAAAAGCAGCCGGAAAAAUCCGAGUAUGUGACACGACUCGAGCACGAGCGCAUUGUAAAGGAUUUUGAACGCAAUAUGUCGAGUUUACUAGCAGAGAAGUUGGAAGUCUCCGACAUGCAAAAACAGUACAUCGAUGAAAUAAAUUGCCUUAAAGUAAAUUUGACUGCUUCGGAAGAGUUGGUCAAUCAGCUUCAGUCCGAUAUAGCUUUGCUCAAAGCCAGUGACAAGGAAAAAACAGAACAGUUUGAAGUGCAUGCUAGGCAACGCGAUGAAAUGCGCGAAGAACUUGGUAUAUUGCGUCAACAAGUGGAUGUCUACAGCCGCGACUUUCAAUUGGAACGCACUGCACGCGAGGAAAUGGCUGGCGAAAAGGCUCAACUCCUGGAUGAUCUGCGAGCAUUGCAACGCAAAAAUCAAAGCCUGACCGAGCAAUUAAGCCAGCUGGAGGAGCGCAUAACAGCCAUUACCGCAGAAAGAAGCAGCCCAGCGCCAUUAGUAUCGGUUUCUAGAAAAACCAAUCCUCCGGCAACAGCAGCCGCACCGAUGGCUCCUCAGCAUACAUGCCCAGUGUGCUCUAUAGCCUGCAAUUCCUUGAAUAGUUUGCAAGAGCAUGUCAACCAAUGUUUGGAUCAAAAUGUGCAUACAUAAACAUUUUUUCUGCUAAAAAGUUUAUGUUUCAUUGGGCAGAUUGACACAUAAAUGCAAAUGCAAUUAUACCUGCUUAUACAACCAUAUUUACGUAAAUAUUUUCAUAUUAUUUUAAGACAUUUAAUUAAACAAAAUACAUACA
Messenger RNA from Rhagoletis pomonella (apple maggot), 1975 nucleotides. RefSeq names its product NF-kappa-B essential modulator (gene key). The coding region runs from base 226 to 1833 and encodes 535 amino acids. Gene Ontology annotation, cellular component: nucleus; cytoplasm. Gene Ontology annotation, molecular function: K63-linked polyubiquitin modification-dependent protein binding. The transcript is spliced from 8 exons. Gene Ontology annotation, biological process: regulation of canonical NF-kappaB signal transduction. The record is from RefSeq and is a predicted model, not a curated record. NCBI's taxonomy places the organism in Eukaryota, Metazoa, Arthropoda, Insecta, Diptera, Tephritidae.